AUGUUCUGGAGCAAAGGGCCGAGUAAGUCUCCGGACGACAAGCCGGGCGACGGGAAGACGACGACCGAGACCGAGCUCUUCAGCAGGAGCAAAGACAGGCCAGUCAAGGGCGAGGCUGGCUUUAGCGAGGAGAAGCUGCCGGACUCAAAGAAGCUGCCGCGAUCGCUGCAGAAGAUUGUGGACAAGGAGGAACACGACGACAACUUUUACGACGAGGUUAUGUCUGGAUAUGCUUCGCAGUCGACGGACUCGAACGUGCGCUAUGCGGCCUACGCUGCGCGGCUGCGCACGAUCCUACUGUCGGCGCACCGCUACGUGGCCUACACGUCAGACGUGGGCGAGUCGUUUCGGCCGGUGGCCCAUCCGGGACUCGUGCGCGGCGCCUACGCCGUCUCGUGGGCAUACAUCCUCGGCGACGUCGGCUACGAGGGCUACAAGGCCUACUGGCAGAAUCAGCGCCAGCUGCACCCGGAGCUGCGGCUGACCGAGCGCCAGAGCAAGCUGGCGCGCGUCGAGGCGGAGCCCAAGACGGCCGUCGAGGCCGAUGCGACCGCCAUCGUUCCCCAGGCCGUGCCGGCGCUGCAGGACUACCGCACCGUCAUGGCGCAGCGCGCGCUGUUCCAGAGCAUCGCCAGCAUGGGCCUGCCAGCCUUUACGAUUCACAGCGUGGUCCGCUACGCGGGGCGGGCGCUCAAGGGCGUCAAGAACGUGACCGUCCGGACGUGGGCGCCCAUCGGGCUCGGCUUGGCCGUUGUGCCGCUGCUGCCGUCCAUGUUUGACGAACCGGUCGAGAACGCGGUCGAGUGGGUGUUCCACAAGAGCUUCGCCACGUUGGGCGGCCACGACGCCGUCGGCAACGCGCCAUCAACAGGACGCGAGAAGUCUCUGAGUGACAAGCCAAAGGAGAAGGAGCUGUGA
Molecule: messenger RNA, 918 nt
Organism: Grosmannia clavigera kw1407
Lineage: Eukaryota; Fungi; Ascomycota; Sordariomycetes; Ophiostomatales; Ophiostomataceae
Exons: 2
Coding region: 1-918 (305 amino acids)
Biological process (GO): mitochondrial fission
Cellular component (GO): mitochondrion
Source: RefSeq, a predicted model, not a curated record